Tigriopus californicus is the source of this 3467-nucleotide messenger RNA. Its product is annotated as DENN domain-containing protein 1A-like. The record is from RefSeq and is a predicted model, not a curated record. Gene Ontology annotation, biological process: endocytic recycling; endocytosis. Bases 233 to 3145 code for a protein of 970 amino acids. Gene Ontology annotation, molecular function: guanyl-nucleotide exchange factor activity; phosphatidylinositol phosphate binding. NCBI's taxonomy places the organism in Eukaryota, Metazoa, Arthropoda, Copepoda, Harpacticoida, Harpacticidae. Gene Ontology annotation, cellular component: intracellular membrane-bounded organelle; cytosol. The transcript is spliced from 11 exons.
GGCUUGUCGUCGUUCUCCGUUUCCCGUGAUCCGUGAUCCGUGAUCCGUGAUCCGUGAUCCGUGAUCCGUGAUCCGUGAUCCGUCGCUUGAUCGACUCGUGCUCCUCGCCUGGUGGAACGGAACGAGCGGUCCUUACCGGAUGUCUAGUACGAGCCGUGGGAUCCGAUUCAGUCGCAGACUUUGAACAUGUCCGCCGCCUUGUUCCCUUGACCCGUUGGAACUCCCAUUCAGCAUGGGCGGUCGACUUCGGCCGGAUGUGCAUCGGGCCUUUGAAUGCUUCGCGGAGGUGUGUGCCCCGGAUGUGGGCGUGGAAUCGGGAGGGGCAAAGGUGGGCCUGGCCGCCAUUGCCCGCACCUUUCCCACUUGGUACAAAGAGCGACAAGCCGAUCAGUUGAAAUCUGUGCCGCAAUUCGUGUUUCCUUGCCAAGGCAUCGCCACCGCCACGGUGCAGAAUUUCUCGUUCGUUCUGACCAAUCUCGAGGCCCAAUGGACGUUCGGGUUCGUGCGCCACUCGCCCAACGCGGACACGGCCCUGGUCAUGUUGUCGAGCCUGCCUUGGCACGAGACCUUUUAUCGCGUUUUGAACCACGCCGCCGAGCUCACCCACUCCCAGGACGAGGGCGAAUUGGAGCGGUUCCUCGAAGCUGUGUACAAGGCGCGCCUGCCCGACCCGGGGACCGUGUUUCAUAUCUCGUGGGAGGCCACGCCCAAUGGCAGCCGACGGGACUUCACGUGUCCAAUCCCCUUGGAACACGGAUUGCCCAGCAUACCUGAAAAUAGGAAUCUCACAGAAUACUACAAUGCCGUGGGCAUUCAUAGUAUGUUGGUGAUAUUCGCCUCGAUGCUCUUUGAGCGGCGCAUCAUCGUGACCUCGAAGCGGUUGUCGCGGCUCUCGGCUUGUGUCCAGGCAGCCAAUGCCAUCAUUUACCCCAUGCAUUGGCAACACAUCUUCAUUCCCGUUCUUCCCAUGCAACUCAUCGACUACCUCUCGGCACCCAUGCCCUUUCUCGUGGGCGUGCCCGCCCCUAUCAUGGCCAAAGUGAAGUCGCACGAAUUGGGCGAGGUUGUGGUGUUAGAUGCGGACACCAAUGUGAUCCGGAGUCCGUUCUCGGACCUCGAAUACCUUCCGUCGGAAGUGACGGCCAAUCUGAAACGCAGUCUCAAGAGUCAUCGCAACUUGCUCGGGGAUUCCGUGGCCCGUGCCUUCCUGCAGGCCUUGGUUCAUCUCAUCGGGGGUUAUCGGGAUGCGCUCAAGUUCCGUCAGGGUGAGAAGAUUACCUUCUCGGAUGAUGCAUUUGUGAGCUCGCGUUCGGGGACGUUGCAACCGUUUCUUGAGCAAAUGCUUCAGCUCCAGAUCUUCCGACAGUUUGUGGAGGAGCGGUUGACCAUGUUGAACACGGGACGAGGGUUCUCGGAUGAGUUCGAGGACGAAGUCAUUCGAUUCCAAGAGGCGCAGAACAACAAUAGUAAAUUGAAACAGCAAUACGCCCAAAUCAGUUCCUCGGUGAAGAAAGAGGGCGGGGCAUUGGUCAAAGCCGUAAGGAGCAAGUUCUCGAUAAAGUCGAGACCGCGACCUCAAUCCGCACUCAAUCAGUGGGCUACCUAUCACGACAAGUAUAAGUCCACAAAUCCGGCCGUCAAAAGUGCGGUCAAAUCAGUAAAGCAUGGGAGUCGAGGCUUUUCCACCAAGAGCAAGUCCGCUUAUCGUGAGAUGCGUUCCAAGAUGAAAACCUCGAGCUCAAGUAGCUUAACACGAGAGGGAACGCUCCAACCGAAUUCUGCGCCUUCAUCGCCGGUUCUCGGACACCGCGCUUCGUCUUUCUCGAGCAUGUCUUCUAUCGGCUCAUUCACGUCCACGCAACAUAUACCUUCAAGUCUCGUAUCAUCGGCCACGCCCCCGGUCAAUGACAGUGGGAGUAGCCAGGGUAGUAGUGGAUUUGGGGGCGGGGUGUCUUCGCUAAGUGGGAGUGGAGGAAAUCGAAUUCAUGGCUUGGCGCGAAACAACACGGAUUUGGGCUUUGGGCGUGUUCUCAAGUACGAGAGGUUCGACCCCCCUGCAUUGGCAGGGGUGCCGAGGAACCCAUUCGCUUCCAAUAACCCUCACACCCAAUUGAUUGCGGAUCAAAGUCCCGAAAUGGAAGGUCCCAAGCCCUUGGAUUUAGAUCUGAUGAGUGACUUGCAGGACGUGAUAUUCAAGACCAACCACCUGAACAAUAACCGUGAACAAAAGCAGCACCCUGUCAGUGUAUCCACCCCGCGGGCACCACCCAUCAAUCGACAUUUGAAACCCAACCUCCGACGAAGUCUGGCCUCUUAUGCCUCGGCCCCUUGCCUCGAAGACUCGAACUGCUUCGAGUACGAAAACCAAGAAUCCUCUUUCGAGGAUGACACCGGUCAAUCUGACAGUCCCCCUCCCAACGGACAAACCUCGCACCCCGCCGUGGCACGGCAACACGCACUUGGUCCCGAAAAGGCCCGCAAACCAUCGGCUGGUGACCUUAUCAAGCUCGAUUCCAAGUCCUUCGAAGAGGAACAAGACAUCUUUGAUCCGCUAUUCCAGCCCACCCCCUCGGGUAAUCAUCAACCAUCCCCCCAGUUACCCAUGCCCAAGCCUCCCAGUGCUUCCACUUUACCCCAAAUCACGAAAUUUUUCGAACAGCAGGCUCAUCAACCCCCCAACCAUAAACCCUUACAGCGCUCAUCUGGCCCCAACCAUAAUCCAUUUCAUAACCAAAAUGGCAAUCCUGCCGGACACACAGCAUCCACCCUUCGACCUCAAGGAGUGAUGCCCCAUCGAGCCCUCUUCACGAAAUCAUCGGAUGAUUUGCUCCAAGAAUACGGCAUUGACUUUAAUACCCUCAGUGUGGCCAGUAGCGUCGGCAAUUUUAGUGACAGCACCACUAUUACCCAUAGCGGUGGUAUCAGUAGCAAUAAUAGCGGUAGUGGAUCGAACUCUAAUAAUGGGCAUCCCAUGAGAUUAUUGACGGCUCAGGGUUCCAACCCGACCAAAGAUCCGGGUCUGGAUCCGUUCGCGGAUCUGGAUCCUUUGAGUGCCAAACAGGUGGGCCCGCCCCAAUCUGUGAAUCAUAUGCCCUUGGCUCCGCCUAGAGGCAUCAAAAAGCAACAUUGGACCACUUUUGAAUAGUAAUUUGCGGCCAAGUUAUGCAAGACACACAACAUGGAGAAGGGCCACCGUCUGUGAAUGGUUCAGUUCAUUUCUUCUUUUUCUUGCUAAAUAUUUACAUUCUCGUUGAUGAUAUGUUUUCACACCAAUUCUAAAUAUCUCCUUCCCCUGUUCUUAUUUGAAGUUUAUUAGUUCUUUUCUAUUACCAUGAGAUUGUCAUACUAUCGUUGAAUUGUCUUAAAAAGUAAUUUUCCACAUUCUACUCUCAUUAUUAGUAUCAUUGAAAUAUCCCAAACCUGAAAUGGUGAACACUGUGAUAAUAAACCAGUCCUUUGUUAUGAAA